Schistosoma curassoni is the source of this 5071-nucleotide messenger RNA. The record is from the annotation of a GenBank genome assembly. Lineage: Eukaryota; Metazoa; Platyhelminthes; Trematoda; Strigeidida; Schistosomatidae.
GGUCUAUUGAAUUCUCAGUUUACCAGCUGGAUUUGUAGUAAGUACUUUAUCUAUUCGAUAAGUGAGUCCUUUCAGAGAUUUCCAAUUCCUUUGCAGAGGUCCUGAGCUACAUAUUAACUUCUGUUUAUAUUACUAACAUAUAUUUGGUUAAUACAAUAAAAUGUAUUUUAAACGGUUCAAAUGAGUUGAUAAUUAAUAUUUCUUAAUUGUUAAUAGAUUUUGGUUAAGUUAAAUUCUUCUAAUAAGUCAAUCGCUAGAUGUUAGCUCUUAGUGUAAAAACAAGAAUGGAAAACAUUGAUGUUUUUUUAUUUAAGAGUCAAGGGUCAUGUAAAUUCUUGGACGCUCUAACAAUCCUUCUUGUGUAAGUUAUUCUUGAAAGUUGUACAAAUUUUGCAGAGACUAAACUAGAAUAAUACAAAUUUUCAGUUUUCCUUAGUUUUCAGGGGUUGUUUAUAUGACGUUAGUUCGUGAUGAGCAAUUCUUCACACACCUCCCGUCAUAAUAAAAGACCUUUAUAGUUGAGUGGCUAGCUACCGCAUUCAGAAUCUUUCUGAUAAUGUGGCCAGUGAAGGUAAAAUAAGAAUGGCUACGGAAGGAGGACAGAAAAUCACUAAGUAUAUAAGCUAUUGUUGUAUGUAACAGAUUGAUUGCAUCAUAACUCAAUUCUAUUCUGAUUUCACACUGUGUCAAUAAACAGUGGUUCUGAUCUGUUAUCUGUCUUUCAGUUGUUGAUCGGAAUUGUGUAUCUACGUGCAAUAUUAUCUAGUUUAGUGUUCAGUGUAUUAUCGUAUUUCAUAUUCGAGGGCAAAUCCUUUAUUAUUAAUAUUAUUAUUUUUUCGACACACUGUUUUCAUUCAUUUAUUAAUUGAUCAUUACUAGGUGUUACAUUUAUGACAUAACUUAUAUAACAAGUAGUUAUGUGUAUUGUUCAUUCACCUCUUGUAAUCUGUUUUCUUAUUGAAGUGGCACACUUGUUUUUCUAGGCUUAAUGAAAUUUUCACUCGUGAUUUUAAUCUCGCAUACUUUUUUAUAUAUCUCGGACUUAUAAUGUAGAAUAAAACUAAUUUUACUGGUUAAUAUUCAAUGUUAUCCUCCUUUGAUAUUCAUAUUCUCUUUUAUAAUGCUCAGUAUUUAUGAAAUGAUGAGAUACACUAAUAAAAUUAGAUAGUAAACUUGCAUAUUUCCAAUUUUAAGUCUUAGUUUUAGAUCCGACUCUACUUUGAUUUGAGCAGUCGGGUAUUAUCAUCAGCCCUCUUGUUCAUGCUCAUACCCUGGUGCCUGGUGUUUGAGUUAAGUUAAUCAUUUAACUAAUCUGUAUUAUCAUUUAAGAUAUCUUUUUCUGCAUACUAACAUUUUUUUCUUCUUUAAAAUAGAUUACUGUUAAAGAUGGAGGUUUAAAACUUAUCCAAGUUCAAGAUAAUGGCUGUGGUAUACAUCAGUCAGAUUUGCCAAUUCUAUGCGAACGUUUUACUACAAGCAAAUUAAAAGUUGGUGAUCAUUAUAUUUCUUGUAUUUUCUUAAUUAUAUUCUCCUUCAAUUAUCUCAUUUCUAUAUACUUGUAUUUUUACUAAGAAAAUGAUUACGUGUAAAUAAAUAAUUAAACAAUUAGUUACAACGGGAAUUUGUAGAGAUUUUGAAAUUUUAUAGUUUUUAUCAAACAUUAAACCAAUAGUUCAUAACAGAACUUAAUGUUAAUCGUAGUAUAGUUUUCUCUUCUCUUUUUUGCUUUAGACAAUAAAAUAAACAUUUGUGAACAAUGAAAUCUUCCUUAAUUGUGCUUCAUUUACAGUAUAUCCAUCAAUAUUUUUAUUUUUAUCGUUAUGAUUAUCAUUAUUAAUAUUAUUGGUACUUGAUUGAUACCUUCCUUAUUCUAUGCCAAAGUGGUCUUUUCACUAAUAUAAAUAGUAAAAAUAAGUGUAAUAAAACCAGUCAAUUCACAAUUCGGUACACGGUUCUAUCUUACCUCAAUUUAUAUCUUAUUUUUUCAUCAUUCUCAUGUAUAUUCCUGUUAUUAUAACAAUUUUAUUUAGGCUUACAAUAUAAUUCGUAAUAAGAGUUGAAAAUGAAAUAAUUGCUACUCUAAUGAAUGAAAAUGAUUUGUCUGUUCUGUAUUAUUACUAAGUUUUUGAGAAACUAGGGAUAAUACAGACUUUAUUUUCAGUGGAGUGAUAUUUAUAUUAUCUAACGAAAACAAUUGUAAUUGUAUUAAUUAUUAAUUCCUAUAAACGUGUAGAUGUUAUACUUUAGCAUGUUUAAACGAACCAUAAUCUUCAUUGAUAAAAAAAUCGAAUCUUGUUCAAGAAAUACUGUCUUAGCGGUUAGUUUUUUUAAGCAGGGUAUACUUUUGAAGCUAGAGAUUUGGGGAAAUUCCACUUUGACAGAUGGCCUUUCAUUAUCGGAAUUCUAAAUUUUAGUAUAAAGUUUUUUUUACUUCAAUUUUUCAUUGGAAUUCUUGAAAUUUCUUAUUACUUUCGUAUUAGGAAUUUUCAGAUUUAAGUAAAAUUUCUACAUUUGGUUUUCGUGGUGAAGCACUAUCUAGUCUCAGCCAUGUUGCCUUAGUUACUGUGACAACACGCACAGCAAAUCAGAACUGUGCUUUCAAAGUUAAAUAUCGUGCUGGAGUCGCUGAAUCGAAACCUGUACCUUGUGCUGGUAAUCCGGGAACUACUAUUGUCGCAGAGAAUUUAUUUUAUAAUGCACCAAUCAGGAAAUCUGCUUUGAAAAAUGGAAGAGAGGAAUUGUCGAAGGUGACAGAUGUCGUUGCUCAGUACGCUAUUCAUUAUGCUCAACAAUGUGGAUUCCAUUUACAUUCUGAAAGCGCUACUGGGAAAAGUUCGAUUGAACAAGAUUUACGUACAUCUGCUGGUUGGUCAAGAAUGGAUGCAAUACGUGCUGUAAUUGGUUCGUCCAUAGAACAGAAUUUAAUUUCUUUCACUAGUUCACAGUGUUCAUCUUCAGAAUCAACACGUCUAGCUAUAGAACGUUACGGUCUACGCUAUGAAGGUUUACUUACUGCACCAAAUCAAGUCUCUUCAGGUUGUAGUCCAUCUUUAAAACUUAAUCUAUUCAUUAACAAUCGUUUAGUUAGUUGUACACCAAUAAAACGUAUUGUUGAAUGUGCUUAUUCUUCUGUGAUUUCACGUGGUUUAUCGUCUAAUCCAAUUGAUCAACAUCAAGCAAUAAUAACAACUAAGAAGUCAUUUAAAGUAUCGACUAAUUCAAAUAUUAUGUAUAAAUCUUCAACAUUUAAUUCAUUAUACGUAUAUUUGAAUAUACAAUUGCCUGCACAUACUUUAGAUGUAAAUGUACAUCCAACAAAAGCUGAAGUAAAUUUUCUUCAUGAGGAUGAAAUAGUUAAUGGACUACAGGAUGCUAUUGAACAAGCAUUAUUAUCAUCUGCACAAAUUCAAACAUUCAUUCGAAAUUGUUUGCCAACACCGAUUACUUUUAAAAAUCCUAAAGAUUUAAAUAUUCAUAAUGAUCAAUCAAUAGACAACAAUUCAAAAGAUCUUCAUUCAUCACAAGUUGUCUAUAGACCGAAUGAAAAAGUACGAAUUGAUCUGCGUGAACAACAACUUGAACGUUUUCUAUCACCUCAAUCAAAUUACAUGAAUAAUAAUGAUAAUAAUAUGGUUUGUAGUAAGCUUAAAAGUUUACAUAAUAAUUCGUUGAAAAAAUCUAUCGGUGAAAUGAGUCCGGAUAUUGAAGUUGAUUCUGAUGAAGCUGAUGAAAUUUUGAAAUCCAAUCUUCUUCAGGAAAAUGGUUCAUUGAAUUAUGAUGAAUUUGAUUGGAACAAAGCAACUACUGAACAACCCCAUUUAUUUCAUGACCAGAAAGAAAAGAAUUCCGACGAAAAUGAAGUAACCACUACAGCUCAAAAUCCUUUAAAGUCAUACACUAAUAAUAAUGCAACUAUUGAUAAUACUGAUACUACUGUUAGUUUAACAUCUAGACCGAUAAUAAAAACAGAUGCAAGUUUAUCAUCUCAAAAUACUACUACUACUACUACUACCUAUACUACUACUAAUGGUUUACUUAGCAAAUCGAAUACACUUUUAACUUACUCAAAUAAUGAUAUGAUAGAAUCAGUAUCAUCAAAACCUCGUCAUCGAACAGUUUACUUAAUGAGUAUUCUCGCAUUAAAACGUAAUUUAGAAUGUGAUUUAGACCAGUCUAUUAAAACUACAUUACGUUCAUGUAAAUUUAUUGGUUUUAUUGAUGAAACAAGAUGUUUAGCACAACAUCAUACAGAAUUAUUACUUAUACGUUUAAAACCUUUAAGUCAAGCAUUAUUUUAUCAGUUAUUAUUAACAAAUUUCGGCAAUCAUGGUGAAAUAAUUCUUCGUGAACCAGCUCCAUUGGCAGAUCUUUUAUCAAUAGGACAUGAAUAUCUUCGGAAAUCUUCACGAUAUUUAUCUAAUAUCAGUUCGGAUGAAUUUAUUAAAAAAGCUACCGCUACUCUUGUUCAGCAUGCAUCUAUGCUCUGGGAUUAUUUCUCAAUUAAAAUAACUACCGAUUCAAAUGGAAAUCAAGUGCUUACUGGAAUUCCUUUAAUUAUAGCUAAUUAUAUUCCUGAAUUGAACCAGCUUCCAAUCUAUGUAACAAAAUUAGCUACACAAGUUAGUUGGUCAGUUGAAUCUGUUUGCUUUGAAAAUAUUUGCUGUAUUACAGCUAAUUUCUAUGCAGUAUCAUCAUCAAGUUUAUUCGACGAUUGUUCUUUAUUGCCCAUAUCAUCUUCCGAAUCAAUCAUUGACGAUAAGUCAGAUAAAGAAAACACUGUAUCGUCAUCGUCAUUAUCACCUCGUGAAUGGAUGAUUCAGCAUAUACUAUGGCCUAUUUUAUGUUCUUCUUUACUACCUAGUCGAAGAUAUCCUAAUUUCGAUUUAGAUCAUAAUGAAAAUGACAUUAAAUCAUUCUCUUUACAAUCUUGUUUCAUUCGUCUUACAUCAUUAACAGAAUUAUAUAAAGUGUUUGAACGUUGUUAAAUUGUUUUAAAUUGUGCAUUUAUUAUUAUUUUUUUAUUUAGUUACUGUUGUUACUCAGGAGAUUCAAAUUAUAUUUUUUGAUGAUU